Molecule: messenger RNA, 2788 nt
Organism: Spirodela intermedia
Lineage: Eukaryota; Viridiplantae; Streptophyta; Magnoliopsida; Alismatales; Araceae
Source: the annotation of a GenBank genome assembly
AUGUCGGACGAGGAGCACCAUUUUGAGUCCAAGGCUGACGCCGGGGCGUCAAAGACGUACCCGCAGCAGGCCGGGACGAUCCGGAAGAACGGGUACAUCGUCAUCAAGGGGAGGCCCUGCAAGGUUCGUGCUCUUUAUGCCGAUCUGUGAUAUGUUGCGGUCCUUCACCGUCCUGCCAUUGGGGCAUAGGAUUGGGGUCGGAGAGCCGGAUCUAUUGACUUUUAUUCUGUUUCAGUUAUUCUCUGUGUCGUUUAGCUUUCCGUUGUAGUUCACAUUCACUCGUCUAAUUGGCACAGAUGCUUGUCCUUAUUCAGUGUUCAUGAUUUCAUCAACUGAAAACGACGAUUCUGCCAUGUUUUUUACCCGUAAUUUUUCAUUUUAGGAUGAAAGAUCAUUUCCAUACCGAUGAAUGUAUUUACUUUUCGAUAGGCAUCAUUUCUAGUUCAUAGAAAACCUAGGUAACGUUUUUUGGUGAGGAUGUGAUGACAGUUUGUCGAUGAAAUUCAGUUUUCACGACGUUAAUUCGCAUAGUUCUCAUUCUAUAAAUAUCUCCUAGAUUCGCUCAUUAAAUCUCGUCAUUGCACUAAAUGAUUUUAGCCUAGAUCCCCAUUUUCAGUAACCAUCUUAUACGCCCAUUAUUCAUGUUGUUUGCCAUGUUAUGCGGCGUGGUUUACAUAUCUAUUUCCAUAUUCAUGCUUCUUUCAAUCUCAAUGUUCAUCUUCUUGAAUUUACGAAAAAAAUGUACGUACAUGAUUUUUGCGCUUUUAGUUUUUCAUGGACAUACAAUGGGAAAUGGACGACAAGUGUUCAUAGGGGUCUGGAUAUUUGGUUUCUCAGUCUGAAACAGAUUUUUUUUAAUCAAUUAAUCGCAUUAUUUUUUGGGCAGAUUCUGCUUGUACAAGCAUCCAGAAAGAAAAUUCUUUACUCGGGUUUGUUACUUUGCUCUUUUUUUUUCUUGCCCAACCAUCAGGGAAGGGAAUUAUGGGUUAUAAAUGGAUGGUAGCUUAGUUUUAAUUCAGUCCUUAUAUCAGCAUAUUUCAGUCGAAAACACAAAUGUUUCGUUCUUCAUUUGCUUAUUUGCAUGAGCUUUUCAUAGACGCGGCAUCUUUAUGUUAUCGGUUUGUAUGGAUAAAAAUCUGGCAUGUAUUCGCUGUGCAAAUGGAAAACGAAUAGUUGCUUUUCUUUUGAAAUGUCUAUGUUCACGUCAUUACUGUAAGAUAUUUUCUAGAAACUAGGGUUUCCAGUUCUUCUUUCGCCAGAAUAUGAAAUCCUAAAGAAUAGUUGUGGUAUAUAAUCCAAAUCGAGAUUGUGCGGAUACGAAUUUCAGAAUAUUGUCAUCAGCCGGAAAUUUUCGUCAGCUGUCAAAUAAAUGAUACGUACUUUGCCUACUUACAUUGUUCAUUACCACAUUCGUGUAUAAAAUGUGGGUGUUUUCUGAUCUCUUAGAGUUCUCAACCACAUUCAUCGGCAAAUUUUCGUCAGCUCCAUUUUUAUACAGAUUGCGGGAGUGAGGAUGCCCGUAUUUAAGAACUUUGUUGGGGAUUAAAAUUAGUUGAUGGAUAUUUGUGAUCUCAUUGAAAUGGUGAAGUCAUGAUGCCCUUUUUGACGGGCUUUGACCCAAAUACUGAUGCGAAUCGGAUUGUUAUUGCUAUUUCUGCAUUGAAAAGUUUGUGCUUCUUAUUCAAGCACAUUCAACUGCGACUAUGACCUUUAUCAUCACAUGAGAUUAACAUUUUAUUUUCUCUGAGUUUCAAUGCUCUUAUCGUGAUUCGUGAUCGGUUGAGCAGGUUGUGGAGGUUUCCACUUCCAAGACCGGGAAACACGGACAUGCUAAGUGCCACUUUGUGGCCAUUGAUAUCUUCAACGGGAAGAAGCUGGAGGAUAUUGUGCCAUCCUCCCACAACUGCGAUGUAAAAAAUUGCCUUUUAAAAAUUAUAAAAAAAAUCGCUUCAAUCUUUCUCAGUCACUGAUUUUUUUUUUUUCCCCUAUCUCUGAUCCUUUCCAGGUCCCCCAUGUUAACCGCACCGACUAUCAGCUGAUUGAUAUCUCUGAAGAUGGAUUUGUAUGGUUUAAUCCUCUCUUUUUUUUAAUUAGUAUUUCAUCCUGGUAUAUAUGAUAUUCAAGUCAAUUUUACUUCGUGUAGGUGAGCUUGCUGACUGAAAAUGGGAGCACCAAGGAUGAUCUCAGGCUCCCUACCGAUGAUCAGCUCCUCACUCAGGUGAGUCCUUUUUCCUUUUUUGGCGAACUUAUAUCAUAUGAUAUCAGUUUUUGGUAAGUUGUAUGAUCUCACGUGAUUCGCUCAGAUGAACUCGAAAGCUCAUCACUCAGCUCCCCACUGAGAAUCAGCUCUUUUAUUUCUCAAGUCCCUGCACAGUUCUUGAAUAACGAAUAAGCCCUCGUAUUUUUUUCUUUCCUGGAGCUUUUGAGGGCUCGUUAAACUGCCCCCUAUACAUUCUGCUCGGAGUAUGCGGACGUUUAUUAAUCUUUCAAUAAAUGUCUUCGUUCCUAGGGAUUGAACAUAGAGAAUGGUUUCCUAAUUCCUCAGCUCGCACAAAUCUCAUAUAAACCCUUGUUUUUGUCCUCUCUUUGUCUUUUAGACCCUGAAAGUGCUCAAUUUAUUUACUAAUGGAUGGAAAUUAGGGUUCAUUGAUCAGCCAAUUACUAUCCUGUUUUUGACUGUGAGCAGAUCAAGGAGGGGUUCGGGGAGGGGAAGGACCUGGUGGUGUCGGUGAUGUCAGCCAUGGGAGAAGAGCAGAUCUGUGCCAUCAAGGACAUCGGCCCCAAGUAG